AUGGUCGAGGCCGACAUCCUCAGCUACGGCCGCGCCGCCGUCGAGUGGUCCACCAGCUCGCUCGCCCACCUGGCCGUCACGCUGCUCGCCGUUGUGGCCGCCGUCGUGGUGGUGCCCUUCUUCCAGCGCACCCACCUCAUCGGCAUCCCCGGCCCCCUCGCCGCCAAGUUUUCCGACUUCUGGCUGCUCCGCACCGCCAUGAAUGGCCACCGCUUCCAGUCGGUUCACGAACAGCACCAGAAGUACGGCACCUUUGUCCGUAUCGCGCCCAACCACGUCUCGAUCGCCCACCACGACGCCCUCAACCCCGUCUACGGACACGGAACCGGCACCCUCAAGCCCGAGUACUACGACGCCUUUGUCCCGCCGAGGCCCUUCCCGCGCGGCCUGUUCAACACGCGCGACAGGGCGGAGCACACGCGCAAGCGCAAGAUUGUCUCGCACACGUUUGCGCCCAAGACCAUCACCGCCUUCGAGCCCUUUAUCCGUCGCGAGAUCCAGAUGCUCCUCGACCGCUGGGACGAGUUCUGCGCCAAGGCCAAGGACGAGCAGAAGGAGGGCCCGCGCCCCGGCACAAAGGGUCGCGCCUGGCUCGACGUCCUGAUGUGGCUCAACUUCUUCGCUUUUGACGCCAUCGGCGACCUCGCCUUCGGAUCCACCUUUGGCAUGCUCGAAAAGGGCGUCGACGAGGCCAAGGUCGAGUACGAGGACUCGGACGGCAACAAGAAGGUCGACUACUGCUCGGCCGUCACCAUCAUCAACGAGCGCGGCGAGUUCAGCGGCACCAUGGGCCUCGCCCCCACCUGGAUGCGCCCCUACCUGCUCAAGCUGCCCUGGUUCGAGCGCCGCCUCCGCUCGGUCAAGAAGCUCACCGGCAUCGCCCUGGCGCGCGUCAACGACCGCCUGCAGAACGGAUCGGAGCGCGAGGACCUGCUGGCCAAGCUGCAGUCGGCCAAGGACGACCGCGGCGAGCCGAUGGGCAAGAUGGAGCUCACCGCCGAGGCCCUCACCCAGCUCAUUGCCGGCUCCGACACGACGUCCAACUCGUCGUGCGCCAUCGUCUACCACCUGGCCACCCACCCGGACAAGAUGCGCAAGCUCCAGGCCGAGCUCGACGAGGAGCUCAAGCACUCCGAGGACGUCCCCCUCCACAGCGACGUCCAGGAGCUGCCCUACCUCCAGGCCGUCCUCUCCGAGUCGCUCCGCUACCACUCGACCUCGGCCAUCGGCCUGCCCCGCGUCAUCCCCGCCGGCGGCGCCACCGUCUGCGGCAAGUUCUUCCCCGCCGGCACCACGCUCUCGGUCCCCGCCUACACUGUGCACCGCGAAAAGGAGGUGUACGGCGACGACGCAGAGGAGUACAACCCGGACCGCUGGCUCGCGCCCGACGCGCGCAAGAACUUUGACAAGGCCUUUAUCCCGUUCAGCGUCGGCCCGCGCGCCUGCGUCGGCCGCAACGUGGCCAUGAUGGAGCUGUCGCUGCUCAUCGCCGCCAUCUUCCGACGGUACGACAUUGUCCUUGCCGAGCCGGACAAGGACCUGCCCACCUUUGAGGGCUUCCUCCGCAAGCCCACCAUCCUCAUCGCCGGCCUCAAGAGGCGCGAGUAG
Molecule: messenger RNA, 1608 nt
Organism: Pseudozyma flocculosa PF-1
Lineage: Eukaryota; Fungi; Basidiomycota; Ustilaginomycetes; Ustilaginales; Ustilaginaceae
Exons: 1
Coding region: 1-1608 (535 amino acids)
Molecular function (GO): monooxygenase activity; heme binding; iron ion binding
Source: RefSeq, a predicted model, not a curated record